Molecule: messenger RNA, 2643 nt
Organism: Oldenlandia corymbosa var. corymbosa
Lineage: Eukaryota; Viridiplantae; Streptophyta; Magnoliopsida; Gentianales; Rubiaceae
Source: the annotation of a GenBank genome assembly
GAGAGAAAGUGUUAUUACUUCUCUUCUUCUUCUGCAUCGUCUUUGACUCUCUCUGCUCUUUCUUCCCUCCCCUGCCUCUUUGCCUUCUUCCACACUUUCUCUUUCUAGUUUUUUUUUCCUGCAUUUUUUAGAGAGAGAAAGAGAGAGUUUUUGGCGACAAUGGGGAGUGAUUCCACGAAGAAAUGGGUGGCGGUUUCGGCUUUUGCAGUAAUGGCGGUGGUUCUGGUUGUUCUCGUCGUCGGAAUUUCUGGUUCUGUUUCGAAAUUCGAUGCUUCCUCCGAGAUAAGCGAUGCGGAGAAGGAGAAUUUGGUGAGCUUGCAUAACUCAACAAUGGCGGCCAGGUUGGAAGAGGUUGAAUCUGCUUUGAAUGAACAUGCAGUUGAUGACCCUGAAGAGAUUGCUUCCAUGGUGGAUAUGAGCAUCAAAAACAGUACUGAGAGGCGAAAAUUGGGUUAUUUCUCAUGUGGAACUGGUAAUCCUAUUGAUGACUGCUGGCGUUGUGACCGGAACUGGCAAAAGAACAGAAAGAGGCUAGCUGAUUGUGGCAUUGGAUUCGGGCGCAAUGCUAUUGGUGGUCGUGAUGGCCGAUACUAUGUUGUGACUGAUUCUGGUGACGAUGAUCCUGUUAACCCCAGGCCUGGUACUUUACGUCAUGCUGUCAUCCAGACAGAGCCCCUCUGGAUUGUCUUUAAGCGGGACAUGGUGAUCACCUUGAAGCAGGAGCUGAUUAUGAACAGCUUUAAAACCAUUGAUGCCCGUGGAACCAAUGUGCACAUUGCUAAUGGAGCCUGCAUUACGAUCCAGUUCGUCACCAACAUUAUCAUUCAUGGAUUGCACAUCCAUGACUGCAAGCCAACUGGAAAUGCCAUGGUUAGAAGUUCACCUACACAUUACGGUUGGAGAACAAUGGCCGAUGGUGAUGCAAUCUCCAUUUUCGGUUCAAGCCAUAUCUGGGUUGAUCACAAUUCCCUCUCCAAUUGUGCUGAUGGCCUUGUUGAUGCUGUCAUGGGCUCAACUGCAAUUACCAUCUCCAACAAUUACUUUACUCACCACAAUGAGGUGAUGUUGUUGGGUCACAGUGACUCCUAUGUAAGAGACAAGCAAAUGCAAGUGACAAUUGCCUACAACCACUUUGGUGAGGGUCUCAUUCAGAGAAUGCCAAGGUGCAGACAUGGUUACUUCCAUGUGGUGAACAAUGAUUACACUCAUUGGGAGAUGUAUGCCAUUGGCGGAAGCGCUAGCCCCACGAUUAACAGUCAGGCCAAUCGGUACCUUGCCCCUGUUAACCCUUUUGCCAAGGAGGUAAUGCACUGUUGACAGCCUUCUUCAACUUCCUACCUCAUGGAAAAGCUGAACUUUUUCAACAUCAGCGCUUAACGGGUUUUGGAAUCUUCUUGAACAGGUAACCAAGAGAGUCGAAACCGGCGAGUAUGAAUGGAAGCAUUGGAACUGGAGAUCAGAAGGUGAUCUGAUGCUCAACGGUGCAUAUUUCACUCCAUCAGGAGCAGGAGCCUCAGCCAGCUAUGCCAGAGCUUCAAGUUUAAGUGCCAAGUCCUCUUCGAUGGUGGGAACAAUUACUUCUGGUGCUGGAGCCCUUGUUUGCCGUAGAGGCCGUACUUGCUAGCUACUACAUUCAAUUGCACAAACAUAACACAGUCACAGAGUCCUUUUUUUUUGUCUUCUGUUUCUCAUCAUAGUAGUUAGCAUAUAGUACCAUAUUACAGCAAAUUGUUUGCAAGAGUCAUCCCAUCCAUAUUACUUCAUUUGGCAAGUGUACAUUUUUUACACAUUGUCAAUUCAUUCAUCCCCUACAUCCAUACACCAUAUGUCUUGUUUUACAUCCUCUUUGUGUCUUCCAUUGUUGGCAACCUCGGCCUGCUUCUAAACUGCAGGAAAUUUAAUGCCAUUCCUAGAAGCCGGUACAGAAGCGUUGUUCAUAUCCUUGAUUCUUUCUUCUUUUUGUUCCUUUUUUUUUUUUUUUUUUUUACCUUAUUAUCCAUCCAUCCCGGCUUUCGCCAACGUUCUAACCAUCCACUCAAAGAUGUUUGGUAUUUUGUCUUGGGCUUUUCCUUAGGAACUAAUUCCUCUGUAAUUUUUGGUUGCCCUUCUUCUCUUUUGCAAGUCAUAUACUACUACUACUACUACUACUACUACUACUACUACUUCUACCAUAGUGUGAAUGUCAAUUCCUUUGGAAAAAAACAAAAGGAAAAAAAAGCAAGUGUAUCUUUUGUAAUAGAUGAUGAUUGCAUAUUUUGCAUAGCAAAAACAAGGUAAUUAGCCUUUCCUGUUUUAAUCUCUUAAACUUUUUAUCUUUGUCUUGUCAAUCAAGAACAGUGUUCUCUUGGUUGUUCAUCUGUUCUUCAGAAAAAAGCUUCAAAAGCUUUAAUGCUAAAACACUAUUUUACUCUUCUGUUAAGUGUUGGUUACCCUUUACUUUUCUUUUUUUUUUUUUUUUUACUUUGGCUUAACUGCAAUAAUUAUUCCAUGUUGCACAUGGUGAAAAGAAGAAGAUCAAAAAAGAUGUGAGACUUACAUCUAAUGAUGAGUGAUUAUUCCUAGAAAUCUCAAGGAUUAAGAUAUGUUAACUGCAACUAACCAACUUCUUUAUGAUGAACUUUUUUACUGUGGGAAUUAAGAAAG